AUCCCCUUCCUGUGCGUCACUUCCUCUCCGCCACCGAGAAGGCUAAGAUGGCGGCAGGCGAGGAGGGCGGAGCAGCCAAUAGGGUGGCCGGGGAGGGCCCGGGGGCGGGGCCGAGGCGCUAGCAGGGAUGGUCGGCGCGCACGCGGCAGCGGCGCUGGGGCUAAACUGAAGCACUUCUUGCUUGCUGAUAAUGAAUAACUCGGAGCUGCUGUGAACGCGUGAAUAAAAACACUGUACUUGCACUCUGGUAUUUCAAUGGGAGUUUCAACUGAAAAUAUUUCACUGAGAACAAAGAGUGAGAUGGGGGCGGAUAGCUCGCUGGAAAAACAAACUUUUCAGAUAUGCUGCUAAAUGAGAACUUCCUGAAAAAUCAGAAGUAAAUAGUUCUACAAAGCCUUCUCAUGGGAUAUCAACUGGAUUUUAAUUGUGGAAAAAACACAGUGGUGCAUUAAAACCUCAUCAUUCCUUUGGUGGAUUAAAGCAACUAGUUCAAAAGAUUAACUUAAAAAGAGAGAACAGUGCAAGAUUUCAUCUACUGCUGUUCAAAUCCCUUGCUAUUUUUGGUAUUUGACCUCUGCGGAGAAGAUUGCCAAAUCUGCAGGUUGUUUUCAUUUUUAUUAUGUGUUUCUACCCUCCUACUCACAAGUUACUCUUAUGUACUGAUUUAAUCUUUGAGACAAAGUCUCGUUUCUCCUACAUUUUUCACUGUAUUUUUCAGAGGGGUAAUCUUAUGUUUCUAUACAUUGUUGAGCUAAGAGUCCCCUUUGGAAAUGAGAUGCUGCAGGAUUGCAUACUUCUAGUGUACAAAACUAAAAGGAGAAAGAAAAUAGUUUAUGAAUCACUGGGUUAUUUUGUGAAAGAAUUUCUGAAUUAAAGACCUGUGAGACUGCUGGCUUGAGUUGAGAAGCUGAUGUUCAGAAUAAUGCACAAAGAACACAGCAGUAGAUGCUUAGACAAUAUUAAAUAUUUAGUUUGUGCUGAUAGGUGCUUACCUAGAUCGCUUCUGUAUUGUUGGGAAGGCCUGGUUUGGGCACCUGUGACUGUUUGCUUGUAGUUUUGCUGUAUGUUUUCAGACUCCAUUAGUGAGAAAUAUGUAGCCAAAGCAUCUGAAAAUCCUGUCCCUCUUAUGCGGCAUCCCUUCUGCUUCAUGCCUUCUGCCCUAAAAAGCAAGUUUAUUUCUCUGUUAAAGGAGCUUUAUAGGAUGCCGUGGAGGUCAAAAUGUUUUAGGUUAUUUCAGAGUACUGUAUUUACUUUGAGUUCACAAGAUAUAAUGAGUUUUGAAUGUCCUUCAAGAAGCUCUUUGUUUCUGGUAGUCAUGAUAUCAGAGAGACAUGUCAGGGUUGCAUGUGACUAUGAAGUGAAUUCAUAGAAAAAGUUGCAUGGAUGUCAUUUCAGAGGACUAGAUUCAGUAACACGGAAGGUUCAGGUUUAAUUUAUAAAAGAUGGUUUUUGCCUUGUUCAAUGGGUGCAGAUGCAUAUGUGGAUGCGAGAUGCAUGCUUUUCCUAGCACAUUGACAUCAUCUGGAUUUUUGUCUGUGUUGAGGCUGUACUCAUGGAUUCAGACCCUGCGCCACUGUGAGCUGAAAUAAAUGAAGAACCUCAAUUCAUGUAUCAAAGCAUCCUAGCUAGAGUUGUUUAUCUUGCCUAACUACUUCACGUCCUCAGUGAAGGAGAUAGCACCGGCCAAAAACUCUUCUUUCCCCAAGAUAUCUGUGGGAUUUCUUCUGAGAUUGGAAUAGUUCAAGAGCAAGCUGUCAUCCCGCUGUCCCCUCUCAAGUCUAUCAAGCAGUUUAUCAAAAUGGCAUGAACAGUUUUCCUCACUGAUUGUUGCAACGGGCUGCUGCGCUACAUCCACAUUGCUUCAGCUUUCAAAGAUACUGACUUUACCAAAGGAUUCUUGGGGACCUUCACAAAGUCGAUAGCUGUGGUGGCUAAGUUAAGGAGUGCUACGUUGGAAAGUGCUUCCCUUCUGCAGUGCAGAGCACCAUGUGCUUUGUAAGUGGCAGCAAUCCAACGCUUAGUUAUCUUCUAUUGUGUUUGGAAGACCAUUGUUUCCUAUUUGUCUCAUAAAUUUAACACAGAUCCUAUUCCUGCCAUUUAAACUUUCCCAUCAAAAUACAACAGUGACUUCCCCUCCUGAAAAGGAAGGGCUGGCAGCUACACCCUGAAGUUUGAGCAUGGAUUGUUUAUAUAACCUUCAAUCAGAGAUUCAUAAUAGUUUGAAGACUUUUUCGCUAGAGCAAACAUUGUACUGAGGUUUUAGCAAGACCUGGCUGCCAUGAAAUGCAGUGUUAAGGCUUUUUCGUUGUUGCGGUGGAAAUAGAAUUGAAGACUGUACCCUUCAGCUUCCUGGUGAUAUAAAUUACACAUCGAGCUGGAAAACAUGAACAGCUCUUUCUGGUAUUUCAAAUAGCUGUAACUACGUCAUUUGGGGGUAAAAGCUUAGGAACUAUCUUGGGCUAAUGUUAUUUUUCCAGAAAAUAUUAUUAAAUCUGAAUGAAGCAUGUUUUUGCAGGCUCUGGCUUUUUGCAACUUCUACAUAUUUGUAGAGUAGCCUUCCUUUCCCCCACCCCCAAAGUAGUAAAAACUGUGCCGUAAAAGACGAGUGUUGUAGAAAGUGCUCAUUGAAUAAAUUCUCUGUCAAAGUCAGUAAUAUUUUAAUAACUGCAGCUUGCUUUUCCAAAUGGAUGACAUUUGUCAGGAAUGUGUCUGCUUAAGUUUACGUGGCCUUUUGAGUACAAAAAAGUCUGAUUAUUCUGAGCUUCAAAUUCAGGUCAGUCUGCAAAACUGCCUUUUCCUUACAGAAACUUACAGAGAGAACCCAAUUUUUUGGUAAUCGUAGCAGUGCAGGGUAGCUGAUCUAUAAAGCUGCUUUCUCCACAUUCAAGUAUAUGUUUGGAGACACCGUUUUAAUGAAAGUUUCUGUUGUAAUUGGCAGACCUGAUUAGGCAAAAGCUGUAUUUUUAAUAAUACAUAUUUUAGAUCUUUUUUUUCUUAAAAUGAUUCAUUUGCAUGAAAGUUUAAUGCUUUUGUAAUGUUUUUCUUUGAAAUUGUUCUAUCGCUUGACUUUGUGUUACGGUCUUUUAGGUACUUAGUCUGAUGCAAAUACUGUGGUGCACACAGCUACACUGUGAUUUUUUUCAAAAAUUAAGUUCAACAAACCCAGGAAAAAUUGGGCCUUGCUCUUGUGUGCAGCCUCCUGAGCAGUGUUCAAAACCAGUCCGCUUCGAUACAGUACUUCUACUAAAAGCUUGUUCCAUCUGAGGAUGUAUCCAGAAAAGCACGUAAGGAGUCAGCUGCGCAGAUUUCUGACAAUUUAAGGUACAACAUUCAUGAUGACUGCAGUGGAGAAGAUUGAGGAGCAGUUUAGCAGUCUGCGCAUUGCAAAACGUUCUGUGCUAAGUGAAGAACCUGCUUACUUAUUGGAUAUAGACGUUUCAAAAUCUGCUCAGUCUGGAAGCAGUCGCUUUGUGGCAGUUUCAUGUUCCAAUAAGUCAAUUAGGAUAUAUAACAGGGAAACGUUAAACUUCCUGCGGGAGUACAGUAGCUGUCCUGGGAUACUUAAUGGAGUCAGAUUUGCGCACGCAUGUGACGGUGUGGUGUUUUCAGCAUGCAGCGAUGGUACAAUAAAAUGUUGGGAUAUUCGUUUAGCAACACAGAAAGCUGUGCAGACAUUCAGUGGCUAUCCUUCAAAUGUUUUCAUCAGUUUUGAUAUUAAUUGCAGUGAUCUCAUAAUUUGUGCUGGAACAGAAAAAGUGGAAAAGGAUGCAUUUCUGGUGUUUUGGGAUGCAAGAGGUGAUACAAACUGUGCCAGCACAAGUAAGGAACCCUUGGGAGUCUAUUCUGAAAGUCACAACGAUGAUAUCACUAGAAUUUGUUUCCAUCCUAUCAAACCCAGUUUGGUAGUUUCUGGGUCAACUGAUGGGUUGGUUAACGUGUUUGACAUUAACAAGGACAACGAGGAUGAUGCUUUGAUAUCAACUUGCAAUUCAGAUUCAUCAGUAAGUUUUAUCGGCUGGUCUGGGAGAGAUUAUAAACAGGUCUAUUGCAUGACGCAUGAUGAGGGGUUUUGUUGGUGGGACCUUGCUCAGUUAGAUACUGAAGAACCCAUAACGUUAUUGCACGUCCUGGAUGUCCGAGAAGCCGUCUGCAUUGAAAACGGCAGCUUAAAUUACCUGGUGGGUGGCUGGUACCACGAAAAAGCGGACAAACUGCUUCUUAUUGGAGGAACGUCAACAGGAAACAUUCACCUAAUGAACUGCGGCCUUGAUGGGCUGAGCCUUGUGGGUACCCUUCACGGAGGACAUGCUGCUGCCGUUCGCUCUUUCUGCUGGGAUGUGACGGAUGAGUCGCUGUUGACUGGUGGAGAGGAUGCACAACUGUUGCUGUGGAAACCGGGAGCUGCGGAAAGGUCCCUUGCAAAGAAAGCAUCUCUGAAAAUUGCUUCUUCUGUUCAGAAGAGAGUGAGAGUUCACAGCACCUCCCUCAAAAGCAAGAAAAAGUAAAAUUCUGAGAAUGGAGCGCUCUGCUAUGUAGAGCUUUUCUGUUUGUGUAAUCUUCCAGGCAGGAUCUGACUGUUGCUUUAUUUGGAGGUAUUCUGCAGAGAGAACUAGGAUACUUAAAAAUUCUACCUAGGAAUGUACUUCAGUCAUCAGAUGAAUACUUAUAUAUAUGAAAAGAAGUUGAUGACAUUAAUCUGAAAAGAGUAAAUGUUUGCUCUUGAACAAUACAUCUUAAAUCACUUUAUAUAAAAAUGUUUUUAUGGUUGUUUGUCUCAGCCAACGUUUUUAAUAUGUAAUAUAGGCAUGUGGCUUGCGUAGUUUGUUACUUUCCCACUGAAAUUCCCUGGCAUGUUUUAAAAGCUCCUGUGUUUCAAGCUGUAUUUCUCUUGCUUUACAGAGAACUUAAUGAAAUUGCUGAAUAUAUUAAAAGAUUUUCUGUCAUUUCUUAA
Molecule: messenger RNA, 4951 nt
Organism: Dromaius novaehollandiae (emu)
Lineage: Eukaryota; Metazoa; Chordata; Aves; Casuariiformes; Dromaiidae
Gene: WDR89
Product: WD repeat domain 89
Exons: 6
Coding region: 3333-4505 (390 amino acids)
Molecular function (GO): protein binding
Source: RefSeq, a predicted model, not a curated record